Messenger RNA from Symbiodinium sp. CCMP2592, 1533 nucleotides. The record is from the annotation of a GenBank genome assembly. NCBI's taxonomy places the organism in Eukaryota, Dinophyceae, Suessiales, Symbiodiniaceae.
AUGUGGAAAGCACUCUUGGCAGGGCUGUUGGCCCACGUGCUAGCUGAGGAGGAUGGCUCCUGCUUGCUGCAGGCCCAGCACGAGGCACACGGAAUGGACAGGCGCGCGAUGGCCGAGGCGAAGCAAAUGAAGGCCCAGCUGAGGCAUGCCUUGCAUGACAAGAGUUGGAACAAGGGCUUCUGCAAAGGCGAGCCCAUCACGGAGUACAACUUCAACGGCUUCAAGCACGGUGACGAGAUAAAGCCGAAUGCCAUCAAGGGCAUGACGAUCACGGCCACUCGCCGUGCCACAGAGCCGGAACCGGGUUUUGGCAAGCCUUGCCCGGGGCCCCUCCUGGUUUUAGACACCCGGGAGGAUUUCCGCAGUGUGGACAAGGACUUGCAGAGAUGCAAAGAUUGCCGAAUCGUCGUUUGGUCCAAGGACGGCAACCGGCGUAAGGUCAAUGACUGCGGGGAGCAUCCGGGCGUGCUGGUCACGAUCACCUUCAAGAAACUCCAAAGUUUGCAAGAGCUCGAGCUUUGGGACCUGGAGGAACCGACCUUCGUGGAGCUCUACGGCACCAAGAACCGUUUGCUGAAGAACAUCUCCGCCCCCGACGGUCCGGGCCAGGACGGCAACCCGGCGAUUUUGCAGCUCUUGACUACGCACGUGCGCACGAUGAAGAUCUACUUGGGAGGCUCUGGGGGAAUCCGGCGUUUUACUGCAUGCAAGGGCGGCAGCGUCUGGGGUGAUCCCCACAUCUACACCCUCGAUGGCGACAAGUUCGACCUCUAUGAGAACGGCACCUACACCAUAUUCCAGUACUCCGGCCAGAAGCUUGCGCAGCCUAAGCACAAGGGACGUGCAGAGGUGGACUGGAAGCUCUACUCCCACUACGGCGGCCCACUAUGGACGGUGCAGGGCUUGCUGCUGGAGGAUCGUUCCAUGGGACGCUUCCGCCAGGCACUGGAGUUAAGCAGCACGGACUGCGAGUGGCGCAGCAAGACGGGGGACCGUGGCCAUUGGCAGGUGCUGAGCGAGAGCGGCCACUCUGUGUCGUUGCUGGAGGACGAGGACUACGUCACAAGCUUCGAGUACGUCAACGAGAAGAAGAUCACGCUGCGCAUGAACGGGGAGCACGGCAGGAAGGACACGAUCGUGAUGAACACCGUUUGCAAGCCAAGCGGCAUCAAUCUGCGAGUGAGCAUGCCCAACAUGGCCGACAGCCAGUUCUUGGAGGGCCAAAUCAAUCCCGCCGGUGGUCAGCACAUGAAGUUCCAGACGAAUCAGGGCUGGGCAAAGUUGGGUGGCAGUGCCGAGGUUGCGGAGUUCCUCGAGGGCCUCGAGAGCAAGCAUGCCUUCAUCGCUGCAUCCUGCGAAGAUGCCGAGCGUGCCACGGCGGAGAAGCUGUGCAGCAAGCACUUGGGAGGGGAGAUGCGUGCGGCCGAAGGCAUCAAUGCACAGAUCUUCGAAGACUGCAUCUCCGACGUGUGUCGAGGUGGCGAGGAGUUUGCGGAAUCGGCAGCCGAGAUGCUGGCAGGCCUUGGCCAGUGA